UGCCGAUUCUCGGAAAUUCAACAGUAAAUCUUCAAAAUGCCAAUGCUUCCCCACAUGGUCAAUCUAACGGUCAACGACACAAAACCCGGACCAAUGGCUGAGGAUCAGCUGAAAGCUUAUAGAGAUAGAAAUCAGGAACCCCACCUGCUCACCACAUCCAAUGGAGCUCCGAUCUACUCGAAGACCGCCGUGCUCACCGCCGGACGACGUGGUCCAAUGCUAAUGCAGGACAUCGUUUAUAUGGACGAGAUGGCUCAUUUCGAUCGUGAACGCAUCCCGGAGCGUGUCGUCCAUGCCAAAGGUGGUGGUGCUCAUGGAUACUUCGAGGUCACCCAUGACAUCACCAAGUACUGUAAGGCCGAUAUGUUCAACAAGGUCGGAAAACAGACACCACUUCUCGUUCGUUUUUCAACGGUCGCUGGAGAAUCGGGAUCCGCUGAUACUGUCCGCGAUCCACGUGGAUUCUCUCUCAAAUUCUAUACCGAGGAGGGUAACUGGGAUCUGGUUGGAAAUAACACUCCGAUCUUCUUCAUUCGUGACGCAAUCCACUUUCCGAAUUUCAUUCAUGCCCUGAAGCGCAAUCCACAGACUCACAUGAGGGAUCCGAAUGCGCUCUUCGAUUUCUGGAUGAAUCGCCCUGAAUCCAUUCAUCAGGUGAUGUUCCUCUACUCGGAUCGUGGAAUUCCUGAUGGAUUCCGUUUUAUGAAUGGAUACGGAGCGCAUACUUUCAAGAUGGUCAACAAGGAGGGAAAUCCGAUUUAUUGUAAAUUCCAUUUCAAGCCUGCUCAAGGUUCCAAGAAUCUCGAUCCAACUGACGCUGGAAAGCUCGCCUCUUCGGAUCCAGACUAUGCGAUCCGCGACCUGUUCAAUGCCAUUGAGUCAAGAAAUUUCCCGGAAUGGAAGAUGUUCAUUCAAGUGAUGACAUUCGAACAAGCUGAGAAAUGGGAGUUCAAUCCAUUUGAUGUCACUAAAGUUUGGCCACACGGUGAUUACCCACUGAUCGAGGUCGGCAAGAUGGUGCUGAACAGGAAUGUGAAGAAUUAUUUCGCUGAGGUCGAACAAGCCGCCUUCUGCCCGGCCCACAUCGUCCCAGGAAUCGAGUUCUCGCCAGACAAGAUGCUCCAAGGGCGUAUCUUCUCCUACACGGACACGCAUUACCAUCGCCUUGGACCAAACUACAUUCAGCUUCCAGUCAACUGCCCGUACCGCUCCCGUGCUCAUACCACUCAACGCGAUGGUGCAAUGGCUUAUGAAAGCCAGGGAGAUGCGCCGAAUUACUUCCCGAACAGUUUCCGCGGAUACCGUACUCGUGAUGAUGUGAAGGAGUCGACAUUUCAGACGACUGGAGAUGUUGAUCGUUAUGAGACUGGAGACGAUCACAACUACGAGCAGCCACGUCAGUUCUGGGAGAAAGUGCUCAAGGAGGAGGAGAGAGAUCGGCUCGUUGGGAAUUUGGCUAGUGAUUUGGGUGGCUGUUUGGAGGAAAUUCAAAAUGGAAUGGUCAAAGAGUUCACGAAAGUUCAUCCGGAUUUCGGAAAUGCUCUUCGCCAUCAGCUCUGCCAGAAGAAGCAUUAAAUUGUUUGAUAUUCAAACUUUUGUAUAUAGAAUCUCGUUAUUUAUAAACUCUUUUU
Messenger RNA from Caenorhabditis elegans, 1631 nucleotides. It is a transcript of the gene ctl-3, whose product is annotated as Catalase. Gene Ontology annotation, molecular function: oxidoreductase activity; heme binding; catalase activity. Lineage: Eukaryota; Metazoa; Nematoda; Chromadorea; Rhabditida; Rhabditidae. The record is from RefSeq and is marked reviewed. Gene Ontology annotation, biological process: hydrogen peroxide catabolic process; cellular oxidant detoxification; response to oxidative stress.